Messenger RNA from Asterias rubens (European starfish), 1210 nucleotides. Its product is annotated as aquaporin-8-like. Gene Ontology annotation, cellular component: plasma membrane. The record is from RefSeq and is a predicted model, not a curated record. The transcript is spliced from 5 exons. Gene Ontology annotation, biological process: transmembrane transport. The coding region runs from base 71 to 859 and encodes 262 amino acids. Lineage: Eukaryota; Metazoa; Echinodermata; Asteroidea; Forcipulatida; Asteriidae. Gene Ontology annotation, molecular function: water channel activity.
UCACAAACUCUUCCCGCGUAAUAGUUUUUUGUCCUAAAAAAGUAGACAACCUGCAAACGCAAAAACCAAAAUGCAAAAACCAAUCACUAUCAGAAAACCUAAGAUUGAGGAUGAGGACGACUUGAACUUCUGGGAGCGAUACGUCCAGCCCGUGUUUGCCGAAUUCUGUGGUACCCUUUUGUACACUUUUGUGGCGUGUCUGUCCGUCACCGUGAACAAUCUGUUUGCGAUAGGCAUCGUCCAUGGAUUUGGAAUCGCCGUUUUAUGCACAGCUUUCGUCAAGAUCAGUGGCGGCCAUUUUAACCCGGCGGUGACCGUGGCGUCCAUUUUGUGCGGUGGUACCAGGCUGAUUGUUGGACUCAUCUACCUUCCUGUGCAGUUUAUUGGCGCCAUACUGGGUUCAGCUUUUGUCAAGCUGGUAAUCCAUCAAUGGGGUUCCUACGAGGAGAUCCACGGUGGUGCCUCUAUGCUGAGAGGCAACCGUCGCAUCGAUGCCUUCAAUGAAUACCAGAAGACAUCCACUUGGCAGUUUGGUAUCCACUCAGUCAUCAUCAUUGAGAUCAUCGUGUCUAUGGCCAUCUAUCUCUGCUACCUGCUUAGUAACAUCGAUGACCGUCAACCCAUCAGGGCUCCUCUGGCUUAUGGGAUGGGUGUCUCUGCUGCCGUCAUUGCUACCUACUACACAUCUGGAGGUGGAUUCAACCCUGCCGUUUCGUUUGCAGCAGCUAUCUGCUCUGGGUACUGGGACGAUCAUUAUGUGUACUGGGCUGGUCCAAUAGUGGGAUGUCUCCUUGCUGCCCUGGUCUACAGGGUCAUCCUUGGUGAUCGCAGGAAGAGAAUUCUCGGAAAAGUGAAUUAAAUCUUGGUUCAUUUUCAUCAAAAUGGUGCCUUCUUGACAUGAGAGAUUUGAAUUGUUAUACUUCAAUGGUGACGAAAUGAACAUCUUGCGCAUUUUGUUUCAACAGUGUUAUUGAAUGGAGAUAAACAAGUAGUGACGCCUCAAGAGGAUUUUGCCAUGUCAAAUUAUUAGUAGCGAGAUAACUGUGUUAAGAAAUCCAUGAUUGAAAUGAUCCCUUUUUUUUUUUUUUUUAAGUUUGUGUAAAAAUAGAUGAGCCUGUGAAUUAAACAAUGGACUGAUUUUUUUAAAAGGUAAAUGUCAUAUUAUUUGACCACUGUAUUUUGUUAAUAUGGUUUUUUUUUUUUUUUUUUG